Molecule: messenger RNA, 3533 nt
Organism: Haliotis rufescens (red abalone)
Lineage: Eukaryota; Metazoa; Mollusca; Gastropoda; Lepetellida; Haliotidae
Exons: 8
Coding region: 59-754 (231 amino acids)
Source: RefSeq, a predicted model, not a curated record
GACAUGUAAUUCAGUGGUGGGACAGUCGAGUGCUUGUAGCUGUUGCUAGAAGUAGAUCAUGGCCGGAGCUCUCACGAUCCUACGGUGGGGUAACGCUGCUUCCCUGCUUCUGGUUCUUUCUUGGCAUGCGUGUACAAGUCAGAAUGAACAUUUAGCUUUCCAGUCUUCUUGCGAUCCCGCCAACUUCUCAACAGCCGAAGCCAAGUGUCUCGACCAGGGAAUGCAACUUUUCAGCAUCGAUGAUUUAGCAAUAGGCGGGGAGUUUAGUGUCGAAGCACAAGAAGACCAUACAUCAAUAUGGAUUAGUGGAAGGAACUGUUCUAUCCUGAAGUUAUCCAAAUUCACCGACGUGAACUGCAGCGAACAACACCAUUAUCUUUGCAAACGGAAUGCUUCAGUGGAAGAAUUGCCAAAGAAUGGUACAGAUAAACGUGCAAUCUAUGUCCCGUGCAAAGCCACUUCAGUUUCUCCACUGUCCUCAUCAACUCCGCUGCCCGUGACCACAACGAACACAAGCACAACUACCUCAUCAUCCACGGGUAGUCCAGGAAUGUCAAACAAAGCCAUUUAUCUGAUCGUCGCAGUUUGUGUCUGUAUCAUUGUGGUGUGUGUCGUUGCGGCUGUGGUCAUCAAACGUUGCACGGCGAAGAAAGAGGAAAAUGUUUCCCUGAAGAACGUCGACGUAAUUCGUGAGAGGGACGAGGGGGUUGCUCUGACAGAAAACAGUGGGAACAAGGACGACACCCGUAUGUAACCAAUGUGGUCCUGGAGUACAGUGACAUUAAGAACUGCAAACAGUGUUACAAGAGUGAUAGUCCGUGUCCAUUAAGCUCAGCAAACACCCGGUGUCCAGAUGUACAAAACUUUCCAGGGACCCUUGGAAUGAACAUCUGAGGAAUGACAAUUGGGUCUUCUUUUUCAGGAAUAUUUCCAAACGUGGUUUACUUUGGAUCAUUGCCUUGGAUUGCCUUGGAUUGCUUAGUGUCAUUGCAUCAGAUAGUCUUGAGUUGCUUACGGAUUACCAUGGAUUGCUUUGGGUCAUGGAAUCAGAUUGCCUUGAAUUGCUUCCGGAUUUCCUUGAAUGGCUUUAGGUCAUUGCAUUAAAAUGCCUCGAAUUGCUUUGGGAUUGUCUUGAAUUGCUUUAAGUCAUUGCAUUAGACUGCCUUGAAUUGCUUUAGGUCAUUGCAUUAGAUUGCCUUGAAUUGCUUCAGGUCAUUGCAUUAGAUUGCCUUGUAUUGCUUUAGGUCAUUGCAUUAGAUUGCCUUGAAUUGCUUUGGGUCAUUGCAUUAGACUGCCUUGAAUUGCUUUGGGAUUGCCUUGAAUUGCUUCAGGUCAUUGCAUUAGAUUGCCUUGAAUUGCUUUGGGAUUGCCUUGAAUUGCUUCAGGUCAUUGCAUUAGAUUGCCUUGAAUUGCUUUAGGUCAUUGCCUUAGAUGGCCUUGAAUUGCUUUGGGUCAUUGCAUUAGAUUGCCUUGAAUUGUUUUUGGUCAUUCCAUCAGAAUGCCUUGAAUUGCUUUGGGUGACUGCAUCGAGUUGCCUUCUAUUGUCUUGAAUUGCUUUGGGUGACUGCAUCGAGUUGCCUUCUAUUGCCUUGAAUUGCUUCAGGUAACCUCGGCGGCUUGUGUAGUGCAGCCUGUGAUACUCUGUUGUCUGUACUGACGCAUAAUACAAAAUGUCGCUGGUAUUUAUGUCGUCUUAAUAUUCAAAUAACGUAACGUUUGCUUGAAAGAUAAGAAUGGAAGGGUCGCGAUUACUUUAUUAACAGCAGCAGUAGUAGUAGUAGUAGUAGUAGUAGUUGCAGCAGUGCCUGUAGUAGUAGUAGUAGUAGUAGUAGUAGUAGCAGCAGUAGCAGCAGCAGCAGCAGCAGCAGUAGUAGUAGUAGUAGUAGUAGUAGUAGUAAACGUUGCUAUGUUCAUUCGUAAAAGUAUAAUCUUAGCCAUACAUUGAACAUAUUGAACGUUUUCCGGAUUAUCACGUGUUGUUAAACACUUUGACUUUUAGGUUGUAAUGUGAUUUUUGUAAUUUAUAAUUGAGUGGUUGAGAUUCAUCUUUCACCCUUUAAACAGAGAUCUAACAAAUGAGAAGAAUGGGAAGGUUAUAAGCAUGAUUGACAAAAUGGUAGUCUUUACUAUUCAAUGCGAAACCUUGUCUUAUGUUUUAUGGAAGGAUUCAAUCGACAAGAGCAAAAACAAAUGUUUUGUUUCCACAACCGCUCGAUCUUUGGGGAAUUAACAAUAAUAAACAACUACAAGCUGCAACGACGAAUAUUCGUCAGCAAGGAACUGUAUUCCUGUAAGAUACGUUAUUAUUGAUCAAAGGUAUAGUAAAUAUGUUAUCUCCACAAACAUCCUGUCCAUAGACGAAAGCCUCCCCUGGCAGAAGUAAUACAUAAGUUCUUGCAUAAAGAUUCAAAGUGACAAAACACUCUAGAUCUCCACAAGACUAUAUGAAGGGAUGACUUCAACUUUACAAUAGUUAACUUUCCCUUCAUGUCGAGAAAUAUUCCAGAAAUAUAUACCUUUGAUGUUUACAUUUCAACUUUGCUCCGAAGUUGUUUUAUCAAGGUUACAACAUUCAAGACCUCAUUAAAUCUAUCAUGGCAGGCAUGUGAAGGACAUUUCCCAAUUUGAGUGAGUGAGUGAGUGAGUAUGGUUUUACGCCGCUUUUAGCAAUAUUCCAGCAAUAUCACGGCGGAGGACACCAGAAAUGGGCUUCACACAUUGUACCCAUGUCGGGAAUCGAACCCGGGUCUUCGGCGUGACGAACAUACGCUUUAACCACCAGGCUACCCGACCGCCCCUUUUCCCAAUUUGAAGCAUCAGUGACAAUCAUUAUGUCAGAUACAUUCACUUUUUGGAUUUGUACGGUGUGUUCCCGUAAUUUUUCAGGUAAUCAAUUUGCCUUUGCAUGUGUUUGUGACGGGUGCCACCUCUGAGUCAGGAUAUGCUCACCUUUUCGCGAACACCAGGUAUCAUCACUCUGUGAUAGUGAUUCAUAAACACAUGUUCACGAUAUAGUCAAAAUCGCACAAUCGACUCUUCUUUUGGCAGAGAUUUCUUAUGAAUGUGGAAAGGAUUUUGUCGUAUUUACUUUACUGCACCUUGCACGUACAACAGGACAACCACUUUCCCCCACAAAACCAACCGAAUCUUAAAACAAAUUUACGCCCAAGCAGAUGACAAAGAACUGAACACAUUCCCACAUUUAAUAGGCACGUCUUGAUAUAGGUAGAAUACUGUUCAAAGUAGCCUUACCCAAACGUAUGCACUCCCCCAUUGUACAGCGACUACAGACGACUGCUCGUCGUUACAUACCCUCGGGCUGUGUAUGCCGACUACAUUGUUUGACAAACAAUGGGUGGGAUGACAUGGUGAUGUGGAUGCAAUGUUGCACACUGAUCUAUUGACCGGGGUAGUGGUAGUAGUAGCAGUAGUAGUAGCAGUAGUGAGUGAGUGAGUAAAUUUACGCCGCUUUUAGCAAUAUUCCAGCAAUAUCACGGCGGGGGACACCAGAAAUGGACUUCACACAUUGGACC